Molecule: messenger RNA, 327 nt
Organism: Acanthocheilonema viteae
Lineage: Eukaryota; Metazoa; Nematoda; Chromadorea; Rhabditida; Onchocercidae
Source: the annotation of a GenBank genome assembly
AUGAAAACUGAAGUUUACUCCAGUCUAACCUAUUGGCAUGUGUUUACACCAUUGUUUAUCGUCACUGCACUCAACUUGUAUUUCCUGUUUAUUGUCCUUGUACGAGCAGUAGUAGAGGAGAAACAAUGCAAGAAUCCAAUUUUGAGGCACGCAUUUAGCUGGUUAAGACUUGUUAUGGUCGGGAUAUUUGAAGCGUUGUUAUGUUACAAGGUGAAUGGUGACUUAGAAGAUGGACAAGUUGCGGUUCAAUCUUCAUAUGGCAUUGUUUUCUUGCCUGUAUGGGUGCUAAUGGCUGCAUUAUGCUUCCAAGCAUUUCGUUUGUUAUGA